CCCACAACAGCGCCGCUCGCUGCAGCCAUGGCUCUCCUGCAGGUCUCUUGCUUUCUCGCAGUCGCGAUUGCCGCCGUCUCGGCUGCACUACCGGACUACGUCCCCGUGUGUUCGAGGAAUGACCCUGACAUCAACGCCUGUGUUUCGAAUGCUAUCGAGAAGCUGAGACCCGCACUGAUGAAAGGAAUCCCGGAGCUGGAGGUGCCGCCAAUCGACCCACUGGAAGUGUCCGAGGUGACGGUCUCCCCGAUUCCUGGACAGCGCGUUCGCGUCACCGCCAGCAACAUCAAGGUGUACGGCCUCGAGAAGACCAGGAUCAACAGGAUCAACGUCAACGUGCGGAACCAAGAAUUCUCUGGAGCAGUGGAAAUGCCUAAUUUGAUGUUUGCGGCUGACUACAACGUCGACGCUAAGUUCAUGCAGCUGUCCAUGAAAGGGAAAGGAGCUGUGAGCGGCAACGCGACUGGCGUCCAUGGAGAUUUUACGCUCAGAGGAAAGCUUGUGAAACGCAAGAACGGCAACUAUUUGCAGUUCAAUAAACUGAACCUUAACUUCAACGUGGAUCGUUCGCAUUCGCACAUGGAAGGUCUCGUAUCUGGCGACCUAGUGAUAGGUGAUGAUACCUAUGACCAAGGCGACAAUGGUAUGAACAUCUGGCCUCUGGCUAAACCUGUCAUCGAGAGAUCAAUUGCAGAAGUACUUCUUGAAAUGGCCAACAGGAUUGUGUCACAUGUCUCCUACGACGAAAUGUUCCCCUAAUAAAAGAAACGACGGUCGCAUUUAGUUUUUCUUGCCGUUUAUGUCUUUCAAUAAAAAUUUAUGCGUAAGUAUAUAUUUUUAUCUGUGUAUUAGUUUUGAUUGCCUCAAACACAAUUUUUGGUGAUUAAUAAUGUUUCCUUUGGAUUUGAUUUAUACGUUAUCUGUCAAAUUUAAUGUUAUAACAACAUUACACAGCCUGCAAAAAUGGAACACUUUGACACUACCUCCGAAUGAGAUUCGAGUUCCUCAAUGACGGACGCAAGGACGAAAAGUAAGCUUCUGAAGUCAACGUGGUGGGCUUUACGAAUGACCGCCCGUAUGUAACUAAGAAAUUUUUGUAUUAUUAGCUAAUAGCAUUCAGCGAAAUGAACAAAAGAAAAGAAAACUGUCUUUGUGAACUUAUAAAUACUUCUAAAAUGUCCACCGACGAAAAGUGUAAAAUGUACAUGACUGGACACCGUAAUAAAGAAGGAAUUCUGUAUGUUA
Schistocerca piceifrons (Central American locust) is the source of this 1245-nucleotide messenger RNA. RefSeq lists its product as uncharacterized. The transcript is spliced from 6 exons. NCBI's taxonomy places the organism in Eukaryota, Metazoa, Arthropoda, Insecta, Orthoptera, Acrididae. The record is from RefSeq and is a predicted model, not a curated record. Bases 28 to 759 code for a protein of 243 amino acids.